GCGCCAAAAAAGAAAAAGAAGAAGAUUGAAAAGUAUAAGUAUAAUAAAUAAAUGAUUUUAAGAAGAGAUUCAGUAACGGCUUGAACAAUACGACGGCUCGACGGAAACUACUUUGGCCACUUAACAACGUGAACGACGAUUCGACCACCAACUGAUUCGCGACUCAGUAAACGUGAGGAGUAAACGUGAAGAUUUUACCACAAAUUAUUACAAUAAAGAAUUUGAACUUUGAGUAAAGAAUUUGAAACAUUGGCGUCCCUUGCGGGGAAUCUACGGCCUCUGAUGUAAAGCAUAAAGUGAAAAGACAGUUCGCUUUAGAAGCGGCGAAUUUAUAUCGAACAAAGUAAGGAACAAAGUCUACAUUGCCGAAAAAAUCAAACAUCUGUGCCUUACCAAACUCGGUUGAAUUCUCCACAAAAGUUGUUUGCCACGUGUAAUAUCAGUAGCUAACCUAACUUCGCGCAGAUAGAUACAUGCAUACAUUACAUCUCAUAGAAUCGCUGCUGUCAAAACUGCCCUGAGAACUUCCAACUUAAUAGUCUCCAUAAUUUGCAUACAGCGGCUUUAAAACUUUUAUCUGGUAUCUCACUGCUUUUUGACAUUCCAAUUAGCAAUGGAGAGAAAUUAUAAGCAGCUGAUGACAAACAAAUUGGCAAUUGUCAAUUUCGCAUCGAAUUCUAGGAAGACGGCGAAAAGUAAACACAUAAAAGGAUUUUUGCAAGCUAGGAAGUUAUUGUUGGAACAGUACUGGAAUAAGUUCACAGAGAUUCAUGAACAAAUAAUUUGCGAAUCGACUGAAGAACAGCGCGCUGCUGCCGAGUUUGCUGAUGAUUACGAAAUCGGAGAACUUACGUACGCUGAGAUGAUGGGUGACCUGAAUGAUAUUUAAGAGACGUCAGCUGCGCCCCAACAAAUGUCAACUUCAACAUCGCCACCUAUUCAGCACGUCGCCCAAGCGUGCACUAAAACAUCUUGACCGUCCCGUCGAGCUAUGGGACGACUGAUAAAUUUUUAUAAUCGUUCAUAAUUUGGGCCCUAUCACUAGAAAAGCAUGGGAGCUUUCCCUAAAAUCCAACGACAGCAUUCCUACCUUUAAGGAACUGGAAGAGUUUCUUGCAAGCCGAACGCAGUCUCUGGAGAUAGUCCAGAGUUUCACUGAAGAUAAACACCAAACAAAGGAGACUUCGACGAGAAAAUCUAACGCCACACACGGAGUAUCGGGUUACCAUACUACAUAAACUGCCUACGGGGUGGCCAUCAGCAAUCUCAUUGUCCUUCUGAGAGGCGCUGUUACACCUGUAACGCCAAGCAUCACACCAUGUUGCAUGAUUACUUUAUUUUAAACCCGGCUACCGGAAGCACAAAGCCUGUCUCAGCACACCAUGUAACUCAGACAAAACAUAAAUGCUCUCUUCCACAAGUAGUACUAGGUACCGCAUUGGUUGACGUGCGGUCCGAACGUGGACAUACAACGGUACUUCGGGCAUUACUCGACAGUGGAGCGGAGGCAGAAUUUGUAAGUGAGUAUGCAGUCAAUUUACUAAAUUUGCCCAAAUCGAAUAUUAAAGUAUCUAUAAAUGGAGCUAACGGCGGCAGAGUCGCCACUGCAAAAGGUCUGGUCAGUUUUACCUUACAUUCUCUCAAAAAUAACUCCAACAUGCCAUGCACAGCACUCGUACUACCUCGGGUAGGCAACAUAACUCCUACGUUGAGAAUCGGAGCCAGUGAGCUGCAACAUUUUAGCGACCUGGAUUUAGCGGAUCCAAAGCUCACCAUUCCUCAAUCCAUCGACAUGACUCUUAAUGCUGAAAUUUACGCCGAAGUAUUGUUAAGUGGAAUACGUCGUAGCCGCACAAAUAACUUUAUUGCUCAAAAUACGCAGUUGGGUUGGGUUGUGUUCGGAGGUUACCACGAACAUGCACUAGUCACACCUAAGCAUACGGUUGAGUGUCACAAUGCUCAAAUUGAUAUUGAUCGAACUCUCCGCCGCUUCUGGGAGAUAGAAGAGCUGAACACAGUGGCUUGCUAUACUGAAGACGAGCGCUACGUCGAAGAGUAUUUUCAAAACACCACAUACCGAAGGAAGGACGGGCGUUACAUUGUUCGUCUGCCUGUUAAACGUGACGAAGACUUGAAGCAACUCAUCCCUACGCAACGUGACGCGGUAGUUUUUCACGAACACUUGCAAUGCAGGCUAUUUCGAAAUGCAACAAUGCGAACCAUGUAUACAGAUUUUCUACAUGAUUAUUUAUCGCAACAACAUAUGCAACUCAUCAAUAAUGACACCAGUUGCACUUCACCGGUAUGUUAUCUGCCGCAUGAUGGAGUUUGGAAGGCUUCCAGCUCAACAACGAAAUUGCGCGUCGUGUUCAACGCGUCAAAAAGAUGCAGCGCAGGUAAAUCGUUAAAUAAUUGUUUAUAUCCUGGUCCCAAAUUACAAAAUGACCUAACCGCGGUUGUGCUGAACUGGCGGCGAUAUCGGGUCGAAUUAACAGGAAGAUGUACCUCCAAAUCUUGGUAGAUGAACGAGACGCAGAACUACAACGUAUUGUGUGGAGUCCAGCUGGUCAGGAGAACCUGUCACAUUAUCGCUUAAACAGAGUUAUGUAUGGUACUAACUGCGCUCCUUAUCUGGCGAUUAAGGUAUUGCACAUGUUAGCGGCAGAUGAGCAAGACAAUUUUCCGGACGCCGCUAAGAUACUACUUCAUGAUUUUACGUUGAUGACGUAUUGACAGGAGCCGACAGCGUUGCCGAUGCCUGCAAAUGCCGGGAUGAACUCCAAACGUUACUGCAAGCAGGACGAUUCACUUUACGUAAGUGGAAUUCUAAUUCAAGUGAAACUAUCCAAACGAUCGAGCCAACUUAUCUUGAAUUAAAAGCAUCACAUGAAUUUCAAGUUGAGACCAUGCCAACACAUUGGGCUUAGUAUGGGCCACUAAAUGCGAUUGUCUGACUUAUUCGCUAAAGAUUGAUUAUACAAUUACUAUUUUCAAAAAGCGACAAUUGUUGUCUGAUGUUGCUAGGCUAUUUGAUCCACUUGGAUUUUUAGCCCCCAUCAUCAUCCGAGGCAAAAUCUUCAUUCAAAAACUCUGGCUUACCGGCCUACAGUGGAACGAGACUUUACCAGACGACCUAAAAGCGACGUGGUUAGCGUUUCGAAGCGAGCUUAAAUUGGUGCCUACGAUACAAGUUCCUCGUUGGAUCCACAUAACAAACGAUCCUGGGGCACUGAAGGAAUUUGUCUCGAAUCGAGUAAGCCAAAUUCAAGCCUUGACUGCUGUUAGCAACUGGAGAUAUGUACGAACGUCGGAUAACCCAGCUGACUGCGCCUCGCGGGGUUCGACUAUACAACAACUCAUGCGUCACCCCCUAUGGUGGAGUGGACCAGAAUGGCUGUUACGUCCCGAAACAAAUUGGCCACAACCAGCGCUUAAGAAUCCCGAUAUAAUCAUGGAAUACAAGUCCGUCCAAAUUUCCGUUGCGUAAAACGUUCAAAUUGACUGGUUUAUUUUAGAAAAUUACUCAUCGUUGGACAAACUUCUUGCUGUUCUUGUUCUUGUUGUUGCAGCGCGACGUAAGCAGCAUGAAACAGAACCGAUGUGGUUAUGGCCUGAGCGAGUCUCUGCUUUAAUGUUUUGGGUAAAAUUUGUUCAAAAUAUUGUAUUUAAGCGAGAUGGAGUAACUAUGGCAACACAAAGCACGGUCAACAAAAGCAGUACUCUCUGGAAGCUACACCCUGUACUCGAUUCUAGUGGUAUUCUACGGUGACAGUAUGUAUAUUGCGGGAAAGCUGCCGAUAUAUGGUCUUUGGGAAUAACGCUUUAUGCACUUGUUUAUGGAAACGUACCAUUUAUUGCAAACUCGAUUCCAAUUCUGUAUGAAAAGAUAAAAGCUGAUCCGCUGGCUCUUAAAGACUCUCCAAGAAUUAGUGAACAGCUAAAAGACUGUAUUUUUAAUAUACUGAACAAAAAUCCUUCCUUCAGGAUUACAUUGCAGCAGUUAAAGGAACAUACUUGGGUAACCAAAGAAGGAAGAUACUCCCUUCCCAAUGAGAGUGAGAAUUGUUGCUUGCUGAAAGUUAGUGCAGAAGACAUGAAUUCUGUCGUGCAGAGUAUUCCGAAAUUAGACACUCUCAUUUUAAUAAAAACAAUGCUUAAAAAACAUUCAUUUGGAAAUCCGUACGGAAGCGAAGGUUUAGCACAAUCAAAACCCUGUGGUAUUGAUCGUUUGGGCCACUUUACGCGGCCUGGGCGCUCAAAUUCAGCACCAGGAUCAUAUACCCAGUAAAUAGCCCUGAAUGAUGUGAAUGAAACCACCAAUUUAUCAAAACGGCAACACCGAUAGCAGCUCUACUUGUGGUUUGGAGACUUCGCUGAGGGAUGGAAGCGAUGGUGCCGAAAAUGUAGUGGGCGAAGCAACUGGAAGUGAGGCUCAGGCAUAGCUAUACAAUAAAACAAAAUUAUAAAACCCUAUUAACUGGUUAUAAUAAAUAUAAAUAAAAUUACCUGUUAUACUAUCCA
This is a messenger RNA of Rhagoletis pomonella (apple maggot), 4521 nucleotides long. RefSeq lists its product as uncharacterized. NCBI's taxonomy places the organism in Eukaryota, Metazoa, Arthropoda, Insecta, Diptera, Tephritidae. Gene Ontology annotation, biological process: proteolysis. The record is from RefSeq and is a predicted model, not a curated record. Gene Ontology annotation, molecular function: aspartic-type endopeptidase activity. Bases 1319 to 2521 code for a protein of 400 amino acids. The transcript is spliced from 5 exons.